Messenger RNA from Meyerozyma guilliermondii ATCC 6260, 522 nucleotides. RefSeq lists its product as uncharacterized. The record is from RefSeq and is a predicted model, not a curated record. NCBI's taxonomy places the organism in Eukaryota, Fungi, Ascomycota, Pichiomycetes, Serinales, Debaryomycetaceae. The transcript has a single exon. Bases 1 to 522 code for a protein of 173 amino acids.
AUGCCUUGCAAACGCGACUUGACGCCGGGAAUGUUUUUGAUCAAGACCAACGAAGCAAAAAUAUCCAAUUCUUUUCUCAACGCAACAUUCAACGAUUUGCCGGACGAUCCAGUUGGAGUAAACAAGAUACCUUUCAAUCCCACCUUGUUUCUCUUCAACGAUUCCACAGCCUCGGCAACCCCGGUACCCUUGUCCAAACCAGAAACAUCAACAGUUUCCCAUUCGAUGGGGACGUUUUCCGACUUGAAAAUGGUCUUGACGGAAUCGGUGAUUUCCUUACCAAUACCAUCUCCUGGAAUGAGGGUGACGGUGUACUUGCCCCCGUACUUCUUGGGCAACACCGCUUCCGGCGAUGCAAACGUAGCCAAGCUACGAACUGAUGACUUGAAGUUAGUAGAAAUUCGGGGGUGGGAGACUCCGAGCUCCGAAAUGCAAGAGAAGCACUUUUUGAAAAGGGUGCACAAUUGUAUAGUGGGAUAUGAAGCCACGCGACUUCUGUUGUUCAAUUGCUUUGCGCGUUAA